Lingula anatina is the source of this 2301-nucleotide messenger RNA. RefSeq lists its product as uncharacterized. The record is from RefSeq and is a predicted model, not a curated record. Lineage: Eukaryota; Metazoa; Brachiopoda; Lingulata; Lingulida; Lingulidae.
CAACAUAGCUUGUAACGGGUCAUAAACGACGAAUGAGAUGACACUUAGGGAUGAGGACCGUAUCUUACACGGCACCGCUACCUUCCAGUUAAUAGUUCGUCCGAGUGACUUGAGUCGACACAGCUCCAAAUUUGGCGUCCAGAGUUCCAAAUUCGAACUUCAACGGGAGCGUGUUAAGAACAAUAUUACAACCAGUCAUACAAGCCCAACUGAUGCUAUGUGGCGUGUGGUUAUCUUACUCACGUUAGUGACGGUGACAUGGGCACAACCCCAGUACCCGGGUAAUUUGACUUAUUGUGCAGUGGGCGCUCAGGCUCUUAAGACAGCGUUUACAGCAACUAGCAAUGUGGCCACGUUAAAUCUGACACAGCUCAUAGGAGAGCUGACAGAGGUGGCAAACCGAACGCAAAACAUGAAUAUAACGGUGGAAAGGAUUACGGAACAACGCCAGCUUUUCCAACAAAUUCGUGACGUGGUGCAGGUGAUGAAAGAGAAUGCGGACUGGUACUUGGCAUGCCUUGAAGCCUCUGAUCAAGCAGGAGGUCCAGCGGCCCUAGCAAUGCUAACCAGCCACUCAGCGGCGAUUGCCAGCUUGUUAACGAAACUAGAUGUACAAAUCGGAUCCCUUGACGACCGCAUCAACGCUCAGAGUGCGGAACCAAUUUUCCGAAGAAGAAGACAACUCACUCAGACAGAGGAAGAAGAAACAGUCGUUCGUAAAAAGAGACAAUUCGCACAGGAAGAGGAGGAAGAUUUAAGUCGUUUAUUGCAAAUUCUGAGUAACUUCUUAGAGCAGAUGGAAUUGUUUUUGCAGUUGCUGAUAGGUCCGAGAGCACUGAUCGGAUGCAGGGCGUCACCGGAUUCCAUAAGCGUCACUGUUUACGACGGCGUAGGGUUCGACGUCGUCAACGCUUACGUACUCAACAAGAAGAGCGUAGAAGACUGUCGGGCGUCAGCCGGGGACGGUACGAUAUCCAAUCCCUUUACCUUGUCGCUUGUGCCGAGUGGACCAUGUGGCAUUACUGGAAGCGGGACUAACGCCGAUCCAUACACGGUAAAAGUUUUGGCAGUGCGCAGUGACAUCAUUGAAUCCAGGCGUGACGUAGUGUUUGACGUCAUAUGCACAGGGCCAACGUCACAACAAGUACUUGCAGGAAUCGAAGUUUCCGAUGUAACGUUUAACCAAGGAAGAGCUGAGACACGAACAGAAAACGUGAUGCUGGAAGUCAUUGACGGAGGUGGAAAUGCUGUUACCACGUGUGCGCUAGGGGAAGAUAUUAGGCUGCGCCUGACCUUAGUACCGUCUACUACCGCACGUGGAGUGCGAGCAAUUAACGUAGCUUCGUCACCUUCGUCGGACCCAACGGCUGCAACUGUAAACCUUCUAGCAAAUGGGUGUCCUGUAAGUUCCAACCCUCCGGCAGCUGUUCUUGCUGCUGGCUUUAAUGCUGUUGCUCCAAAUCCGGGUAACGUUGUGAUCUCCGGGGUUUUCAAAUGUUACAAGUUCCCGGAUGUGACAACGCUAAGGUUCGAGGCUGAAAUACAGUUCUGCACUGCAGAUAAUGAUCAGUCUUGUACGACACAACCUGCAUGCGGGGUACGAAAGAGGUCUGUGACAGAAGAGAAGUCGGAGUCGGUUUCAGCCACGGUGACUGUGUACGUCAAUGAAGAGGCACGGGCAGCGGCUGCAGGAGGAGGUAACAGCACCGCCACUUUGACGACGAGCCGACCUGCGCCCGCAGAGAAGUUGAACAUUUGGACAUCUACAGCCUUCAUCGCCACAUUGUGCGGGUGCGCAGUGCUUAUGUUGCUUGUCAUGUUAAUGGCUGCACUCGUCAUACUUCGCUCACGCAGCAGAGUUGAUAAAUCCUAAAGCAAAGAACUGCAACAUAAGCACAGUGCUGUCACAACCCCUAAUCCAAGACCCCCAAACUGAUAGCAAUGAGAAAAUAUAGGUUCAACUAACGGAAUUAAAAAAAAGUUACUCUUAAAUUUUAGUUACUUUCACUGUAUUUUACAUUUACCCUCCUUUAACUUUGUACGUGGAUUCAAGAUGCCAAUAUAGUUACUUGGAAACAAUUUACCCACAUUUUCGAUUGGUUCUACAAAUCUUCUCUCUGCUAUCAUGUUCCACUAUUCCAGAAUUGUGCAAGAUGUCAUAUUUGCCAUGUAGCCAACAAUCAAAUUUACCUAAUACAAUUAUUUCUGUUCUUUCGGAAGAAAAAAAUGUAAUAUUCAGACGUCAAAUUGACAAAACUUGCAGUUUUUAUUUAUUCGGAAUAAAUAUUUUAAUAAAGUAAA